Messenger RNA from Exophiala aquamarina CBS 119918, 990 nucleotides. RefSeq lists its product as uncharacterized. Lineage: Eukaryota; Fungi; Ascomycota; Eurotiomycetes; Chaetothyriales; Herpotrichiellaceae. The transcript has a single exon. The coding region runs from base 1 to 990 and encodes 329 amino acids. The record is from RefSeq and is a predicted model, not a curated record.
AUGAGUUCGUUGACAAUCAAUGACAAAGGCGAGCCGCAGCUGUCUCGGUCGUACACCCUCAAUUUCAUCGGCGACUGGGGUCAGGCCAACUUCCACCGCAUAUGCGGAUGGCUCACUCAAGAGUUCUGCAAUAGAGCUGGUCCUGAGAGUAGGGUGGCUACUUGGAGCAUCAGAGGUGGUGGCAUUGAAGCACUCCCUUUGGUCCAUGAAGGCGAAGCCCAAUUGGCCAUCACAACACCAGCGGCAUUUAUGAAGAAAGCUCUGACUGGGGAGGCAAUAUUUCAAUCGUCCAUGCCACAUCUACGAGCCUUAGCAGUCUUACCUCAAAACGAUAAGCUUGUUCUAGCAAUCGAUCCUAAGUUCGGUAUCAGGUCAUUCGAGCAGCUACGGGCAUCCAAACUAGCGCUGCGAAUCGCUGCAUCCACUGACGACGGCACUAAUUUCAUUGGGUAUGUGACUAGUAAGUUUAUGGAGGCACAUGGCAUCUCAAAAGCUGAAUUGGAGUCUUGGGGCGGUAAAUAUGUGACUUUUCAGCGACCAGACUCUUGCUUGGAGCUUGUCGACCGAGGAGAGGUAGAUGCAGUCGUACAGGAAGCUAUAAUGACCCCUUGGUGGUCAAAAGUUGUGGAAACGAACAAGGUCCAGCCGCUUCCAGCGGAGCCAGCAGCCUUGGGAAAACUUGAACAGCAAUUAGGGUUAGGAAUGAAUCCUUUGCUCAAGGGGUUUUGGAGCAAUCUUGAGACAGACCUUCCAGCGCUGGACUUCUCAGACUUCGUCAUCGUGGUUCGAGAUGACUUACCGGAUGAGGUUGCAUAUUUGCUCACCUGGUGCUUGGUUGAGACUCGGAACCGGAUUGAGGCACAGUACAAGCAUAUCCCACCAGAGAAGAGCCCCUUGAACUACCCACUCGACCCAAAGAAGAUGGCGAAGACUUCACUUCCAUUACAUCGAGGCGCGGAACAGUAUUACGUCAAGCAUGGUCAUCUAUAG